AUGGAACAGCUAGUCACAUUUCUAACGGGUCUGCCCGCCCUACCGAUAUUUGAAGAGAAGAUCAACCCAUUUUUGAGUUCCCAUAACUUGAUCUCCUCUCAGUCCGUUCUAGACAACUUACAUACCGUGCUGUAUAUUGCAGUGUUUUACCACAUUGUAUAUCUAAUUGGUGCGUGGGCUGUCUUCCCUAUCCCAUCCAAAUGGAAAGUCAAUUACGAUGAGACCCACGCCAAGGAUGAGGAAGCGCGGUUGCACAUUCAGAGACAUAAGCAUAAGAAAGUGAAGCAUCUGUCCAUUCAGGCGUCUAUCCAUUUUAUCUCGUUCCUGCAAACCGUCGUCGUCCUGUACCUGUCCUUCGUAUUCUUUUUGGACCGGAAAGUGUCCGGGUCCGAAAGUUAUCCAGACUCUGACGCGCGUAUCUUCGGUGAAUGCCGUGAGACCCAACUCGUCUGCAUGUUUGGAUGCGGGUAUUUUAUCUGGGAUGCGUACAUAUCCGCAUGUCACUCCACUUUCCCCUUUUUCGUGCACGGCGUAGUCUCGACUGCCGCGUACUACAUCGGACUCAAGCCGUAUCUACAGUACUACGCACCCGUGUUUCUCAUGUUCGAGCUUUCCAACCCGUGUCUGAACAUCAGGUGGUUUGGGCUCAAGUUUUUCCCACAGGAAAGCAAGGUCUGCAACCUGAUCUUGCUUUUGAACAACCUGCUGCUGAUGACCAUUUUCUUCUUUGGCAGAAUCCUGUGGGGCUGGUACCAGACGUUCAUGCUGUGCUACGACUUCUACAACGUCCGCAACGACCCACGGUUUAUGUUGUGGGACACAGUCAUUGUGGUCACUUGCAACUUGACAAUUGAUCUGCUCAACGUCAUCUGGUUCUCCUCCAUGGUAUCCAUUGCCGUUAAAGUCUUAACUGGGACCAAAACCGUCCAAAAUGAAAAGAAGACUCAAUGA
This is a messenger RNA of Huiozyma naganishii CBS 8797, 951 nucleotides long. RefSeq names its product Ale2p (gene ALE2). Gene Ontology annotation, biological process: lipid homeostasis. The record is from RefSeq and is a predicted model, not a curated record. Lineage: Eukaryota; Fungi; Ascomycota; Saccharomycetes; Saccharomycetales; Saccharomycetaceae. The transcript has a single exon. Bases 1 to 951 code for a protein of 316 amino acids. Gene Ontology annotation, cellular component: membrane; endoplasmic reticulum.